AUGAAAGCUUUCUACUGCCUUUUUGCUGUUCUCUUCUUCAUCGCACAGAGGUCCUUUGCUCAUUUACAUACCGAAUGCGAAGAUGAACACUCUGUGGAAGAUGAAGACCCUCAUGUGGAUCAUGUGGAUCAUGUGGAUGUGCAUCCUGUUCAUGAAGUAGUUCCGACUCCAUAUCAUAUUGCUCCGGUCGUGGCACCAAUUCCGGUUGCUCAUGUUGCACCAGCUCCUUACCAUCAUCAUCAUGUUGCUGUAAGCCUCAUGGUCAUCCCCACCAUCCCCACCACUACACGCGUACUGAACUCAGGAAUGUGGCAAAAUCUUAUCACAAAGAGUCAGGACAUACCUCGGAAACAGCUAUGGUGUCUGAAACAGGACACCAUCCUUCUUCUCACAAUCACCACUCUUUUGAGCACAUUCCUGAUGUAG
This is a messenger RNA of Strongylus vulgaris, 426 nucleotides long. NCBI's taxonomy places the organism in Eukaryota, Metazoa, Nematoda, Chromadorea, Rhabditida, Strongylidae. The record is from the annotation of a GenBank genome assembly.